Suillus plorans is the source of this 1731-nucleotide messenger RNA. Its product is annotated as major facilitator superfamily domain-containing protein. The coding region runs from base 265 to 1728 and encodes 487 amino acids. Gene Ontology annotation, molecular function: transmembrane transporter activity. Lineage: Eukaryota; Fungi; Basidiomycota; Agaricomycetes; Boletales; Suillaceae. The record is from RefSeq and is a predicted model, not a curated record. Gene Ontology annotation, biological process: transmembrane transport. The transcript has 7 exons.
CAAGUGAACGCGAACUUUUAGAAUUGAGCAGCCCUUUAGAUUUGUCGUGAGUUGCAGGGUCGGCAGCUUCUUCGAAGCACCCAUCAUGCACACAUCAUGCUCGCUUCCAUUCGGUCACGAUCCGUCACGCCGUGACUGGAAUUCUGUGCCUGUUGUACCUGCUGGUACAUUGCGACUCAUGAUAUGACCUUAUCUUCCCAUAUCUAGGUUGUAGAGUUUUGGUGAUGAGUAUAUCUUUCAUCCGAGUCAUUCCCUCGUGCCACCAUGAUUGCACGGCAGGAUGACGAGGAGACGCCUUUUCUGCAACGGCCAGAGCAGGCAAUAACUAGGACGCCUCUACCCUGGGAUCAAUUUUCAAUUAUACUGUUCUUGGAGAUGUUAGAUCCUCUUUCUUCUCAUACCCUUGCUCCGUUUAUUCCCCAACUCGUUAGAGACAUUGGAGUGACUCACGGAGACGAGUCCCAAGUCGGUCGCUAUGCCGGCAUCCUUCAAUCAUCAUACUAUGCAGCUCAUGCACUGACUAUUUUUCAUUGGAGUCAACUGUCCGACCACGUUGGGCGAAAACCUGUAUUACUGAUAGCUCUACUAGCAAUUUCUGUCUCGAUGUUUUCGUUUGGGCUGUCGAAGACUUUCCUUGAUCUCGUGGUUAGUCGUGUUAUCUGCGGAGCAUUUGAUGCAAGCAAUGGUAUCCUCAAGACCAUGGUGAUGGACAUCACUGACAUGACCAAUAUGCCUGAGGCAUACGGUUAUGUACCAAUUCCGUGGAUGAUUGCAAAAUCACUUGGACCACUCAUUGGCGGCUCGCUCUCCCGACCAUCAGAUAGAUUCCCCGACAUCUUUGGGCGAUCAGAACUCCUGAAAACCUACCCGUAUCUCCUACCAUGCUCUAUUUCGGCAUUGGUUGCAUUAAUAGCUUGGCUAGUCACGUAUUUCCGUCUCGAAGAGAGCGUUUUUACCAGGACACCGCUUUGGGAACUAAUUAAAGGAGGAUUCUUUGCAAAGCCUUGCCAGCCAUCGAGCAAUCUUAUAGUUGAUCCUAGCGAAGCGAAUCCUGACGGAGUCCAAUCAAAGCCGCUUCCGCUACGUGCCUUGCUGACCUCGAAAGUUUCGAGCGUAAUAGCAAGUUAUGCCACCACAGGCUUGCUUCAAAUGUCGCUCAGUUUGGUCCUACCUAUUUUCUAUGCAACACCUAUUGAACUCGGUGGUCUUUCCCUUGACCCUCCUCGCAUCGGCGCUUUGCUUGCGGCACAAGCCAUCGCGCAUGGCAUAUCUCAGUUACUUUUCUAUGCUCGUUUGCAUGAUCACUUCGGUACAAGAGCUAUCCAUAUCACCGGCGUCACCUCCGGCAUACCCACCAUCAUGUUAUUCCCAGUGAUCAACGCUCUGGCCAGAGCCCAUGGGAUAGGUAUGGCGGUGUGGCUGUGUGUUACCAUUCAGCUUACACUGACGGUUAGCUUGAACAUGUGCUACCCUUGCAUAGCAUUGUUUAUCAGAGCGGCUGCUCCCAAUCGUGCCUCGCUCGGAGCAACCAAUGGAAUCGCGCAGAUGGCUGCCUCAGUAGCAAGGAUCAUUGGCCCGGCGUCUGCAGCUUCGGUCUUUUCUUAUUCAAUACAGGAAGGGCACGAUGUGUGGUUGAUAUACUACUUCUUGAUCGCCAUGGCAUCCCUAGCAGUAGGUACUGCUCUAUUGCUUCCCCGUUGUCUCAGUGUAUGGGAAGAUCGUCAAUGAUAU